AUGGCGCUCCUGGAGAGUCGCAGCGAAGAGUCCCUGAAGCUGACGGCACACCCAGAAGGCUUCGGCAACCUGCUGAAGCUCACGGAGGGCAUCGGCUUUCGGGCCACGAUCUUCAACCUCUCCAAUACGAUCAUUGGUGGAGGGAUCUUGGGCUUGCCCUUCGCAAUGGCCAAGCUCGGGCUGGUGAUGGGCAGUCUUCUGCUGAUAGCCAUGGCCGCAUUAGGCAUCGUCUCCGCGUGGAUGCUUCUGAUCGCAAUGGAAGAGGUGCGGCAAAAGUCAUAUGCAGAGGUCGGAAACGUCCUCUUCGGGCAGGCAGCGGCAGUCUGCAUUGAUUCGACCAUUGCUCUGUAUAACAUCGGAGUUUUGGUGUCUUAUGUUAUGAUUUUGGGGGACAUAUUGCCAGCUUUCAUGCACUUCAUUGGUGCUCCUGCCGUCCUCCAGCAGCGAACCGUUCUUCUCGUCGCCUGCGGAAUUUUCGUACUGUGGCCUCUGAGCUCCAUGCCCAGCAUGGGACACUUAAGGCAUGCGUCUCUUGUCUGCCUCUUGAUGAUCGCGCUCCUCACAGUCUCGCUCGUGGCACUUGGGGAGCAGACUCACGAGAUGCAGGCGCCUGAGCAGCUCAGGUAUGGUUGUGAAAGCACCACGGGUUUCAUGACGCAGCUCCCGGUCCUAAUAUUUGCUUAUACCUGUAACAUGAAUGUGCCCAUCUUUUAUAGCGAGCUGCGUGCGCAGAAACAUGAGCAUAUCGACAGCAAGUUCAAUACCAAACGGGAGAAGAUGAUGUGGGCCACCUACUGGAGUUUCGGCCUCUGCUUUCUGGCGUAUUCCCUCGUUGCGCUCUAUGGAUAUGGAGCCUUCAGAGGUCAAACAAAGCCAGACAUCCUGACGAAUCUGCAAAGUUGGAAUUUUCCGUUAGCCCCCUAUGUGAAGGCGGCAUACUCACUGGUUAUGUUCACUUCUUACCCUGUGAUGGCCUUCAGCUGCGUUGCUUCCAUCUACCGAUUGUUCUGGGAAUUCUGGUCGUUCUUCAAGCCCGAGGAUGAAGUCUACGCCCGCUUCGAGGCCAGCAGCCCCUCUGCUGCCUUUGACGAGGAGACCUCACCCAAGGUAUUUUCCACCCCGUACCAGUGGCCCCAGGAGUCCAACCUCCGGGAGGCUUCAGACUUCCAGCCCAAGGCUCAUCGGAGUCCACCCCCCGAGCCGAGCGCCGUCGUGCGCCAGACUCUAGUGAUUGCCAUCGUCGUGAGCACGGUCUCUGCCGGGAUCAUCUUGCCAGACCUCUCGGUUGUCUUCGGUCUCACAGGAGGCUUCUGCGGAGGCCUGGUCAGCUACUGCUAUCCUGGGGCUUUCUACGUGCGUGUGGCGACGAAGAAGAGCGAGCGCCUGCCAUGCGGGGCCUGGUUGGGUCACAUUGUGCUCUAUUUCGGGCUGCUCGCCGGCGUGGCUCAGUCACGACUCCGAAAACUGGAGCAACAGACCGGGUCUCAAAUCGAAGUUCACGUGUUGGGAGGCCGAACAUCUGGAGUGCACCAGAUGACUAUUGCCGGUACAAGGUCUGGGAAUGCCUUGGCCAUCCUGCACCUGCAGGAGAUGUUCGCGGAGCACCUAAAGCCGGGCGGAAGCGCUGCUGCCCGCAUGGCCCGCGAGCGAGCCGAGCGUGCCGAGAGAGGCGAACGCCUGGAGCCCGCAGAGCCCAAGCCGCUGCCGAAUCAAAAGUUGGCGCCGAAGUCGGUGCCGAAGCCCGCUUCAAAGCCAGCGGCAAAGCCAAAACCGAAGCUGCGGCCAGCUUCCGUGGGGCGCCCACAGGCGCCGGCUCGGGAGCCUGGAGACGGUCCGCGAAUCUUUCGGAGUGCAAGCGUCGGACGAAGCGCGGGACAACAAGCUGCAAAAGGGAAAGGAAAAGCCAGAGUGGGCAAAGGUUCUGCAGUUGUUCGUCGGCAGUGA
Symbiodinium necroappetens is the source of this 1944-nucleotide messenger RNA. NCBI's taxonomy places the organism in Eukaryota, Dinophyceae, Suessiales, Symbiodiniaceae. The record is from the annotation of a GenBank genome assembly.